CCCCAGGGGUGUCGCCAGUGCCGGAUGAGGAGACUCUGAGGGGAAGUUUGGCCGCCGCCGCCGCGGGCCCUGUGAGGAGGAACCGCCGCCGGGAGAGCGGGAGCGCGGCCGCGGCCCGUCCCCGCCGCCGCCGCCAUGGGGAACCGGGGCAUGGAGGAGCUGAUCCCGCUGGUCAACAAGCUGCAGGACGCCUUCAGCUCCAUCGGGCAGAGCUGCCACCUCGACCUGCCGCAGAUCGCCGUGGUGGGCGGGCAGAGCGCGGGCAAGAGCUCGGUGCUGGAGAACUUCGUCGGCCGGGACUUCCUGCCCAGGGGCUCUGGCAUCGUCACCAGGAGGCCUCUGAUCCUGCAGCUGAUCUUCUCCAAGACAGAGUACGCCGAGUUCCUGCACUGCAAGGCUCGGAAGUUCACCGACUUCGAUGAGGUUCGGCAGGAGAUCGAGGCCGAGACCGAGCGGCUGACCGGGACCAACAAGGGCAUCUCGGCCGUGCCCAUCAACCUCCGGGUCUACUCCCCCCACGUGCUGAACCUGACCCUGAUCGACCUCCCUGGCAUCACCAAGGUGCCAGUGGGGGACCAGCCCCAGGACAUUGAGUACCAGAUCAGGGAGAUGAUCCUGCAGUUCAUCAGCAGGGAGAGCAGCCUGAUCCUGGCUGUCACCCCUGCCAACAUGGACCUGGCCAACUCUGACGCCCUCAAGAUGGCCAAGGAGGUUGAUCCUCAAGGCCUGAGGACCAUCGGGGUGAUCACCAAGCUGGACCUGAUGGACGAAGGCACCGACGCCAGGGAGGUGCUGGAGAACAAACUGCUGCCCCUGCGCAGAGGCUACGUCGGGGUGGUGAACCGCAGCCAGAAGGACAUCGAGGGCAGGAAGGACAUCCGGGCAGCCCUGGCGGCGGAGCGCAAGUUCUUCCUCUCCCACCCUGCCUACCGGCACCUGGCAGACCGCAUGGGCACCCCCCACCUCCAGAGGCUGCUCAACCAGCAACUGACCAACCACAUCCGGGAGACGCUGCCGGCGCUGCGCAGCAAGCUGCAGAGCCAGCUGCUGUCGCUGGAGAAGGAGGUGGAGGAGUUCAAGAACUUCCGCCCCGACGACCCCACCCGCAAGACCAAAGCCCUGCUGCAGAUGGUGCAGCAGUUCGGGGUGGACUUUGAGAAGCGCAUUGAGGGCUCUGGGGACCAGGUGGACACCCUGGAGCUGUCGGGGGGGGCCCGCAUCAACCGCAUCUUCCACGAGAGGUUCCCCUUCGAGCUGGUCAAGAUGGAGUUUGAUGAGAAGGACCUGAGGAGGGAGAUCAGCUACGCCAUCAAGAACAUCCACGGCGUCAGGACAGGGCUCUUCACCCCGGACCUGGCCUUCGAGGCCAUCGUCAAGAAGCAGGUGGUGAAGCUGAAGGAGCCCUGCCUCAAGUGUGUGGAUCUGGUGAUCCAGGAGCUGAUCAACACCGUCAGGCAGUGCACCUCCAAGCUGGGCUCCUACCCACGGCUGCGGGAGGAGACGGAGCGCAUCGUCACCACCCACAUCCGGGAGCGCGAGGGCAGGACCAAGGACCAGAUCCUGCUGCUGAUCGACAUCGAACUCUCCUACAUCAACACCAACCACGAGGACUUCAUUGGCUUUGCCAACGCCCAGCAGAGGAACACUCAGGCCAACAAGAAAAGAGCAAUUCCCAACCAGGGGGAGAUUCUGGUGAUCCGCAGGGGCUGGCUGACCAUCAACAACAUCAGCAUCAUGAAGGGAGGCUCCAAGGAGUACUGGUUCGUGCUGACUGCUGAGUCCCUCUCCUGGUACAAGGAUGAGGAGGAGAAGGAGAAGAAGUACAUGCUGCCCCUGGACAACCUGAAGAUCAGGGACGUGGAGAAGGGCUUCAUGUCCACCAAGCACAUCUUUGCCAUCUUCAACACCGAGCAGAGGAACGUCUACAAGGACCUGAGGCAGAUCGAGCUGGCCUGCGACUCGCAGGAGGAUGUGGACAGCUGGAAGGCCUCCUUCCUGCGGGCUGGGGUCUACCCUGAGAAAGACCAAACAGAGAAUGAGGAAGGUGCCCAGGAGAACACCUUCUCCAUGGACCCCCAGCUGGAGCGGCAGGUGGAGACCAUCCGCAACCUGGUGGACUCCUACGUGGCCAUCAUCAAUAAGUCCAUCAGGGACCUCAUGCCAAAGACCAUCAUGCACCUCAUGAUCAAUAACACCAAGGACUUCAUCCACUCGGAGCUGUUGGCCUUCCUCUACUCCUCGGCCGACCAGGGCAGCCUGAUGGAGGAGUCGGCGGAGCAGGCGCAGCGCCGGGAGGAGAUGCUGCGCAUGUACCACGCCCUGAAGGAGGCUCUCAGCAUCAUCGGCGACAUCAGCACCAGCACUGUCACCACCCCCGUGCCGCCCCCCGUCGACGACACCUGGCUCCAGACCGGCCCCAGCCACAGCCCCCCGCCCCAGCGCCGGCCCCCGGCCACCAUCCCGCCCCCGGGCCGGCCCCCAGCCGUCCGGGGCCCGACGCCGGGGCCGCCGCUGCUGCCGAUCCCCGCCGGGGGUCCCGCCCUGGCCGCGCCGCCGGUGCCGCUGCGCCCCGCGCCCCAGGGGCUCUUCGGGGCCGACCCCUUCGCGGCCCCCCCGCAGAUCCCAUCGCGCCCGGCCCGCGUCCCCCCCGGAGUGCCCCCCGGGGUGCCCACCCGAAGACCCCCAGCGGCCCCCAGCCGCCCGACCAUCAUCCGCCCUGCCGAGCCCUCCCUGCUGGACUAACCCCAGGGGGGUCCCCCCCGGGCCCUGGGCUGAUCGGUGGGGAGGGGGACACAGAGGGGACC
Dryobates pubescens (Downy woodpecker) is the source of this 2804-nucleotide messenger RNA. It is a transcript of the gene DNM2, whose product is annotated as dynamin 2. Gene Ontology annotation, cellular component: microtubule; membrane; cytoplasm. The transcript has 21 exons. Lineage: Eukaryota; Metazoa; Chordata; Aves; Piciformes; Picidae. Gene Ontology annotation, molecular function: microtubule binding; GTPase activity; GTP binding. The coding region runs from base 136 to 2742 and encodes 868 amino acids. The record is from RefSeq and is a predicted model, not a curated record.